Molecule: messenger RNA, 1446 nt
Organism: Colletotrichum orchidophilum
Lineage: Eukaryota; Fungi; Ascomycota; Sordariomycetes; Glomerellales; Glomerellaceae
Exons: 3
Coding region: 1-1446 (481 amino acids)
Source: RefSeq, a predicted model, not a curated record
AUGUCCUUCGGUUUUGACCUCGGUGGCCAUCAUGCCGUCACCACAGUGCUUGGCGUCGCCGCAUUCGCUGGUGUUCUGGUCUAUCUCACAGGCAUGCUCGUCAACAACCGCAAGGUUUUCUCGAGGUUCAGCCGCGCUCCGUCGUUCAGCCAACCGGCCGAAAAGCCCUCCGUGACCACGGCCGAGAAGCAUAGCUACGUGAACGCGUUCCCGCCGUCCCAGAGAGCCACAAUUGCGGAGCUCGGACCACAAUUCGCGGACGUCAAGGAGGUCGACCUCGCCGUGACGCCGAAGCCCCUGUUGAGGGUGGAUGCCGACUAUCGCUCCGCCAGCCCCUCCUUGUUCAACUUCAGCGGCUUCAGCAUUGACGAUAUUCGGAGAUUGGGUGACUUUCCCGACUAUGCAACUAUUUCAGAUGUUCCAUUGCCGUCGCCGCUGGAGAACUUUGAUAUUGACAAGGCCGUCCCGCGGCCCUACCGGCCGUUUAGAUGGGCAUACCACCAGACCAUGUCUUUAACCAAGAUGGACACGGAUUUCUGGAUCGAGCUCGAAAACACGUACAGGCACCGUAUCGCCGAGCGCAAAGAUCUGUAUGCAAAGAAUGGGGGCGAUGUUCUUGCCAGCAUGCCGGGCUCCGAGCUUGCCUGUAAGGAACUCAUGGAGAUGGUCAUAGAGUUCAUCUGCGCAAGAUACCCUAACCAAUUCAAGCGCGAUGGCAAUAUCUUGCAAAACAACAUUCUAGGGACGACAACAGACCUCUCCGUCACCGAACCACUCAUUGUGCUUUUGGAUAACGUCCCUGAAGACUUUGGCAUUAUGCUUCGGGAUCAUGAGACCGGAAAGUAUGUUCUGCGAGCCGGCAUGGUGUGCUCCUCUGUUGGCUGGAAGCUCAGUGAGAAGGCCGGCUUGGGACUGCCAGGAAUUCACAAAGUGGUUCCGGAUUACAAGGAGAAGAUGGAGUUCAGCAUGGAUCGAUUCUUCACCAAAAUACCCACCAAUAAGCCCAUUCAACGCGGUUCGUGGGGUCUAGAGAUGGGUCAGCCGCUCUAUCUUCCCUCAGAGCACCCCGACUUUUCUCACCGCGAGCGUCAAAACCCCAGCCUGCAACCCGAAGAUGUCUACUUGCGCGUCGAUUGGCAGACAAUGCGCCGCCUACCACUAUCAGGCGGCGUGGUCUUCAAUUUCAAAGCACUUUUCACGCCCUUGACCGAAUUCAAGGACGAACCGUACAUCCCUUCUCUAGUUCUCAAGGUUCUGAACGAGGGCAAGGAGAGCCUCUUGAAAUACAAGGGGACAUGGCACGUAGAGCAUGUGGUAAAGCCAACACUAAAGGAAUAUGAGAAGUAUCAGGUUGAGAAUGGUCUGAUUGAGGAGGAUUGGGAGCCGCAUACUCUGGCCGAGGCCCCAUUCUUCAAGGGAUGGGAGAAGAAGUGGUCCACUGAAUGA